AACCCCCUCCCCAACCACCCUCUUCUCCAGGUGACCUCGACCUUGCUCCUGUUCACGGCCAGCGUCUUCUACCCCAUCGUCUACGGGCUCUACAACCGGUCCAUAAGGAAAGAGGUCGUGACCUGUCUUUGCCCGAGCAGCAGCAGAGCCCGGCGCAGAGGCAAGCCUGAACCCCAGGCCGUCGACUCUCAACUCAUUCACUGAAGGCAGCGUGCUCGACUUCUCGUCCCUCCGGCACCGUGACAUCCUGGAGAAGCCCCUGACGCCGUGCCCCAACCCCGCCCUCCUGACGGCGCCCAUCCCGACGAUCUCUGGCUCUAUGGGCGUGGGAGGGCACGCGCCGCCCCACCUGCCGCCCAUCUUCCUCAUGGCGGACUACGAUCACAUACCCACGCGCGGGUAUAACCUCAAUGCCCGGAAGCCCUCGCAGGAUUCGGGCGCGGUCAUGGUGUCCGGCGACGACUUCGACGCGGAGACCCCGUCCCACAGCCAGAACCACCUGCACCUCCACCCACGGCCCACGCGAAGGGUCUCCGCCCCCAGCGUCCUCGGCAGCGUCCGCGAAGACCCCUCGACGCCCCCGCCCUCGCCCCCUCCUCCCUCUGCCCCCGCGGCGCCGCCCCCGGCCCUCCAGACGACGGUGAUGACCUGCGCCAGCGUCUCCCCCGCCGUGCACCGGAGGAAGAUGGCGAUGGCGCCCCUCUCGCUGCAGGUGGUGGCCGAGGGCGCGGCGAAGGCCCCCGCGGCUCCCCUGCGGCGGGUGAGGAGCCUGGACAAGCUCCCGACGGGCGACCUCGAGGCCAGGGACAAGAGGUACCUCUCGCUGCCCUACGACAAGUCCCUGACGCGCUACAUCAGGAAGAAGCAGUCGUCCCUCCCGCCGCUGGUGAGGGAGACCUCGCUCACGGGCGUGGCCCCCUGCGAGCGCCUGGCCCGGAGGAAGGGCUCCACGUCCGUCCUGAAGGUGGUGGCCAUCCCCGAGGACUGCGGCGGGGCGGAGGGCGCGCCCGAGGUGCCGGACUCCGGGCGGGGCAGCGUCGACAGCGGCGAGGGGGCCAAGGUGCGCGCCCAACGCCAGAUCAGCAUCGACGAAGGGAUCGGCGCCGAGUGUCUGGUCGAGGAGGACGCGGCCGUCGACUAGAUUUUCGAAUUGCAAGAACCGUUACGACCGUUGGAAUCCCUCUGCCAUCCUCAGGCAGAUUCGGGUGUUUUUUUUUUUUUUUCUAUUUAUUACUUUAUGACAUCUAUUUAUAACUAUCCUUAUUUAUUUUCAUUCGGUCUACAACGUGAAUUAUUCCAUUUAUUAUAUAGAUUUUUUUAUCAUGAAUAAACUGAGGGUCUAACAAUGGAACACCUCUAGUUAAGAAACAAAAAAGAUAAAAAUAUCACUUUUAUUAUAAAUAAAUGAUUACUUUAAUUCUCUAAUUAUGAUCAUGAAAAAGAAGUGAAGAUUACGUUUUGUUAAUUACACCAAGAAAUCCUGUAACCGAUUUGAAACUAGGAAAAAAACAAACAAACAAACAAAAGCAUACAUUUAGUCAACCUAUACUUAAUGUUUUAUGUAUAUAUCUGUGAAUAUUUCAGUGUUAAUCUUGUAAAUAUGAUAGUUUCAUGUCGCCUCGCAUUUAUAAGAUGUAAAAAGUAUUAUAAGGUCAUUUUUUUACGUAAUUUAAGCGAACACAUACACUGAACUUCAUCCUCUGUCUAUUUCUCAUUUUCUGUCUGUUUAUCUAUCUAUCUGUCCGUAUAUUUGUCUGUCUGUCUGCCUGUUUGUCUAUCUGUCUGUUAGUUUCUUAGCUUC
Penaeus vannamei (Pacific white shrimp) is the source of this 1801-nucleotide messenger RNA. NCBI's taxonomy places the organism in Eukaryota, Metazoa, Arthropoda, Malacostraca, Decapoda, Penaeidae. The record is from RefSeq and is a predicted model, not a curated record.